This is a messenger RNA of Aaosphaeria arxii CBS 175.79, 1968 nucleotides long. RefSeq names its product cyclophilin-like protein. Lineage: Eukaryota; Fungi; Ascomycota; Dothideomycetes; Pleosporales. The transcript has 2 exons. Bases 59 to 1558 code for a protein of 499 amino acids. Gene Ontology annotation, biological process: protein peptidyl-prolyl isomerization. Gene Ontology annotation, cellular component: nucleus. Gene Ontology annotation, molecular function: peptidyl-prolyl cis-trans isomerase activity; RNA binding. The record is from RefSeq and is a predicted model, not a curated record.
GUUCAAGUCCGCGUUGUCGCAAAGCAUACAUUCAGCCUUCUGGCCAUCGAAUUCUGUCAUGUCCGUUCUCAUCGAGACCUCGCUGGGCGAUAUAACGAUUGAUCUCCUCGUCGAUGACGCGCCGAAAUGUUGCGAAAACUUCCUGAAACUAUGCAAAAUCAAGUACUUCAACUUCGCGCCCGUCCAUAGCGUCCAACCGAACUUCUCCUGCCAAACCGGCGAUCCCAUAGGGCCCGAAUCGAAAGAAAGCGAUGGAGGCAGUUCAAUAUGGGGCUUACUGGACCCUACCGACCCGUCAAAGCGAACUUUUAAGCCGGAGUUCCAACCCAAAUUGAAGCAUACCGACAUGGGAACCGUCAGCAUGGCUACGGCACUGGCGCCGGACGAUCCAGAUGAGCGAUUCGCUGGAAGCCAGUUCAUAAUCACACUGGGGAACAACAUCGACUACUUGGAUGGGAAAGCUGCAAUAUUUGGUACCGUUGUAGAAGGGUUCGACGCAUUGGAGAAGAUCAACACAGCAUAUGUUGAUGAGAAAGGUCAACCGCUCAAGGAUAUCCGCAUCCUGCACACUGUGGUCCUGGACGACCCAUACGAUGAUCCCUCCGGCUUAGUAGAGCCGCCAGAGAGCCCUUUACCAUCAGCAGCCCAGCGCGCAACGGUCCGCGUUGCGUACGAUGAGAAUCUCGAAGAGGAGAACGACCCGGAGAAGCUGGAGCGUGUCCGCAGAGAGCGAGAGGCGCGCGCCCAAGCCCUUACCCUAGAAAUGGUCGGAGAUCUCCCCUUCGCCGAAGUCGCGCCACCAGAAAACGUCCUUUUUGUCUGCAAACUCAACCCCGUCACCCAAGACGAAGACAUGGAACUCAUCUUCUCUCGGUUCGGCAAGAUUUUGAGUUGCGAGAUCAUACGGGACAAGAAGACGGGGGACAGCUUACAGUACGCAUUCAUCGAGUACGAGAACCAGAAGGACUGCGAGCAGGCGUACUUCAAAAUGGACGGCGUUCUGAUCGACGACCACCGAAUCCACGUCGACUUCUCACAGAGCGUCUCGAAGAUCGCCGACGACUGGCGGGACGCGACCAACAGCAAGCGGAGGAGCAGAGCGGGCGGCUUCGGCGGCAUUUCGAAUCUCGAAAAGAAGAGGCAGUACCGCGACGACUCCCAGCGGGGCUACGUCCCCGACUCAGCCGUCGACAAACUCAUCGUCGACGCCGACACUGCCACCAAACCCCCUACUUCUACCUCCACCUCCCGAGACCACCGAGACCACCGAGACUCCGCUAAGGAGAGCCGGGAUAGACCCCGAAACGGCAGCGGCUCGUACAGAUCCGACCGCCGACGGGACGACGACCGCGACCGGCGGCGAGACCGCAGAGAAACCUCAUACCACGACGACAAAUGGCGACGAGACCGGAGUCGCAGCCCCCGGCGCGACCACCGGCGCGACCGCGAGAACGACGGCCGCUACGAUAGUCGGAGUCACGACAGCCGUCGCCGCGAGCGUAGUAGAGAUAGGUACAGCCGGGACGAUCGAGGCUCGGAGCGACGGCGGCGCGAUUAAGCCAUGCUGCGCUCUCCCUCCUCUCUCUAUUCACAACAUCAUUACACGCCAACCUUUAAUUCUCAUUCCAUUCUACAUCAUGUACGUCCCUCGGAAUCACAAUGGCGUCAAUCAUAUACUCUGUUUUCUAUUUCGCGGUGUGGGGGCAUCGGGAAAUGGAUCCCGAUAAGUCACCUUCCACCACCUAGGGUUAAUUUAGUCCAGCAACUUGCUUCACACGGUGUGUGCAAGUGCCAUGCCAGUCAGGCAGCCAGAAUGUUAAUGUGUACCAUAUAUCGAUGUACUCCUUUCCUUUGCUUUCUUCGUCAUUUUGGACCAAAGUAGGAGUAGGGUAUCUGGAUCCUCUUGUGGGGUGGUUUAUGGAACAAUCAAUGAAUGAUACCUAUGAUUUAAUUACUCUUCAAACUUCC